UCAAUCAGUAUUUGUCAUCCGCAGGGACUGAUUGGCGCUUUGGUUCAUUAAAGAUCGAUACAUACUUAAAAUCACUCCCUCUAUCUCUCCUAGUUCAGGCUCAAAGCUAAUCCAGGCAGUGAGCUACUGCGUGCGAUUACGUUUUUUCUGGGUCUCCAGCAGUUUAAUUUUCCGGCGAGCCGGAUAAUGGCAUAUAUGUGCGCUGACAGUGGAAAUCUAAUGGCAAUAGCCCAACAAGUUAUCAAGCAAAAACAGCAGCAGGAGCAACAACAGCAGCAUCACAACCACCAGCAACAGCAACUAUUAGGCAUUAAUUCUUUACCUUUAAAUCCCUGGCCUCCUACAAUGUCUACUAAUCCCAAUCUCGGUUUUUCUGGGAUCUCUGGUGCCGCUUAUGCAGACCCCUUUCAGGUUCCUCCCGGCGGAGAUACCGGAGAACCCGGGUUUCAGUUCUCCCAGAUGGAUCACCACUCCACUGGAUUCAGGUUUUCGGAUUUCGGUGCUGGGGCUGCUGCUGAGUUCGACUCGGACGAGUGGAUGGAUAGUUUGAUGGGUGGUGGAGACUCAACGGAUAGUUCGAAUCUGCCUUCUGGUUGCGACGCGUGGCAAAAUAAUGCUGAUUUUGGUCUCUACGGUCCUGAUCCAUUCACCGCCUGCCCAACUCGUCUCAGCGGGGCUUGCUCUUCGCCCUCCGAUCUCAACAGAGUCAUCUUCUCGGAAACCCAGAAAAGCCCUAACCCACUUCAAGUCCCGGCCUGGGCUCCAUCUCCGCCACCUCCUCCUCCGCAAGCGGUUGUGAAAGACGCCAAGCCGGCCAAUCCUCCUCCACCAUCGACUCUCAAAAACGACGCAAUUGGUAUCUCUUCUAGUUCGCCAGAAAUCGAGUCAGCGCCGCCGCUCUUGAAAGCUCUGCUAGAGUGUGCUCGACUCGCCGAGUCAGAACCUGAGAAAGCAGUGAAAUCGCUGGUUAAGGUCAGGGAAUCGGUAUCUGAGCAAGGAGAUCCAACUGAGAGAGUAGCCUCUUACUUUGCCGAAGCUUUAUAUAGCAGAGUUUCUCUACAAGCAGAAAAGAGCUUAACCAUAUUCGAGACUACCUGCGAGGACUUCACUCUCUCUUACAAAGCGUUAAAUGAUGCGUGUCCUUAUUCGAAGUUUGCUCAUUUAACAGCGAACCAGGCAAUUAUCGAGGCCACCGAGAGAGCAAGCAAGAUUCACAUAGUCGAUUUCGGGAUCGUUCAAGGGGUUCAGUGGGCUGCUCUUUUACAAGCAUUGGCUACUCGCUCCGCCGGGAAACCUGCAAGAAUUCGUAUAUCGGGUAUACCAGCGCCAGUUUUGGGUAAAUCUCCGGCGGCUUCUCUGUUUGCCACUGGUAAUAGGCUUCGUGAUUUCGCAAAGCUUCUAGAUUUGAACUUCGAGUUCGAGCCGAUUCUGACUCCAAUUCAAGAGUUGAACGAAUCCAGUUUCCGGGUUGAUCCUGAUGAGGUUUUAGCAGUAAAUUUCAUGCUUCAGUUGUAUAAUUUACUGGCUGAGACUCCAGUUGCUGUAGAGACUGCUCUAAGGAUGGCCAAAUCGUUGAACCCGAGGAUUGUUACUUUAGGCGAGUAUGAAGCGAGUUUGAAUCAGGUUGGAUACGUGAACCGUUUCAAAAACGCUCUGGGAUACUACUCUGCUGUGUUUGAAUCUCUCGAGCCGAACUUGAGCAGGGACUCACCAGAGAGACUCCAAGUUGAGAAAUUGUUACUGGGUCGCAGAAUUGCUGGUGUUAUUGGGCCAGAGGAGGCGGAAACUAGAAGAGAACGUGUUGAGGAUAAAGAGCAGUGGAGGGUUUUGAUGGAAAGUUGUGGUUUUGAGUCAGUUGCUCUUAGCCAUUAUGCCAUGAGUCAGGCUAAGAUACUUUUGUGGAACUACAAUUACAGUUCUUUGUAUUCUCUGAUAGAAUCUCAACCUGGGUUUCUGUCUCUAGCCUGGAAAGAGGUGCCACUGCUCACUGUUUCUUCAUGGCGUUGAUGGAUGCAUGUUCCUUGGAUUGGUAUUAGUUCUCACCCAGUAUUUUUUCUCUGGUGUGGAACAAAUUAGUGUCCAUACGCCAUUAUUUGAAACCAGUCUUGGCCUAGUUAUAGUUUGUUAUUUUUAAUUGCAAUUAUUAUGCAUUUAGAAACCCUUUGCAGCUUUCUGGGACAAAUUAAUCACUUAGUUGUUAGUCUUUGAGUUUGGUCUUUAGAUAUAUGGUGUUAUUGCUUUUGUUGGGUUAUUGUUUUGAAACAAAUUGUAAAAACAGAAAAAGGGAAAUGAUGAAAUUCAAGGAGACGAGAAAUGUUUCUCUCCCUUCAAAUGUUUGUAACUCUGUACAUAAAAUUUUUAAUUUCUGAUAUGAGAUUUUAGUUUUCUUUGUUU
Hevea brasiliensis (rubber tree) is the source of this 2394-nucleotide messenger RNA. Its product is annotated as SCARECROW-LIKE protein 7. The transcript is spliced from 2 exons. Lineage: Eukaryota; Viridiplantae; Streptophyta; Magnoliopsida; Malpighiales; Euphorbiaceae. Gene Ontology annotation, cellular component: nucleus. Gene Ontology annotation, biological process: regulation of DNA-templated transcription. The record is from RefSeq and is a predicted model, not a curated record. Bases 187 to 2007 code for a protein of 606 amino acids. Gene Ontology annotation, molecular function: sequence-specific DNA binding; DNA-binding transcription factor activity.